AUGGCCUCCUCGUCCUCGAACGUCGUGGGCGUGCACUACCGGGUCGGCAAGAAGAUAGGAGAGGGCUCCUUUGGUGUCAUCUUCGAGGGCACCAAUCUCCUCAACAACCAGCAGGUCGCGAUAAAAUUCGAACCUCGCAAGAGCGAUGCACCCCAGUUGAGGGACGAGUACAGGACAUAUAAGAUCCUCGUGGGCUGCCCCGGCAUUCCCAAUGUCUACUACUUCGGCCAAGAAGGCCUGCACAACAUCCUGGUUAUCGACCUGCUCGGUCCCAGCUUGGAGGACCUCUUUGACCACUGCAACCGUCGGUUCACCAUCAAGACCGUUGUCAUGGUGGCGAAGCAGAUGCUGUCGCGGGUCCAGACCAUCCACGAGAAGAAUCUGAUCUACAGAGACAUCAAGCCUGACAACUUCCUGAUCGGGCGCCCCGGCUCGAAGGCCUCCAAUGUCAUCCACGUUGUUGACUUUGGCAUGGCCAAGCAGUACCGUGACCCCAAGACGAAGCAGCACAUUCCUUACCGCGAGAGGAAGUCACUGUCGGGUACGGCCCGUUACAUGAGUAUCAACACCCACCUUGGACGCGAACAAUCGAGACGUGAUGAUCUGGAGGCGCUUGGACAUGUCUUCAUGUACUUCCUGCGCGGCGGUCUGCCCUGGCAGGGAUUGAAGGCUGCGACCAACAAGCAAAAGUACGAGAAGAUUGGCGAGAAGAAGCAGACGACCGCCAUCAAGGAGCUGUGCGAGGGCUUCCCUGAGGAGUUCAACAAGUACCUUAGCUAUGUCCGCAACCUUGGCUUCGAGGACACCCCCGACUACGACUACCUGCGUGAGCUGUUCACGCAGGCUCUGAAGAGCACCGGUGAGGUUGAGGACGGCGAGUAUGACUGGAUGAAGAUCAACAACGGCAAGGGCUGGGAAGCCAUGAAGGCACACUCCUCGGCGGCGCACCUUCACCACAACGCGAUACCUAACUCGUCUGCCCGCGAGAUCCACGGCGGCAACGCCCGCGGCUCCAAGACUCCCAUGCCCCCUGGACGCCUGGACCAGGAGCUUCCGAAGCCGGGAGCGUCUCGGGCCCCUGGAGCCGGUCAAGGAAGGCACACUUCCCGGACGGACGCGGGCAAGUACCAACCGGAACACAUGAAGCGGAAAAGCGCUGGAGACAUCCAGGCCCCCGAGGGCUCGACUGCGGCGCAGUUCCAGAACAGCCAACAAAACCUCCCCGCAAGGAUGAGCACGACGCAGAGCCCCAUGGCGGGAAACGCACAAUCCCAGCCAGCGGGCCAGAGGCCUCAACCGGCUGCUGAAGAGAAGCCAUCCGUUUGGAAGAAGAUCAUUAAUGUGCUGUGCUGCGGUGAGUGA
Molecule: messenger RNA, 1362 nt
Organism: Aplosporella prunicola CBS 121167
Lineage: Eukaryota; Fungi; Ascomycota; Dothideomycetes; Botryosphaeriales; Aplosporellaceae
Exons: 6
Coding region: 1-1362 (453 amino acids)
Biological process (GO): signal transduction; peptidyl-serine phosphorylation; endocytosis
Cellular component (GO): cytoplasm; nucleus
Molecular function (GO): protein serine/threonine kinase activity; ATP binding
Source: RefSeq, a predicted model, not a curated record